UAAAGUUCAAUCUUUUUUCUUUUUUCUCUUUUCUCUUUUCUUGCAAUUUUUGAUUGUUUUCAUUUGUGGGUUCUCUUAUAUUUUACUCUUUUUGCAAUAUAUUUUGUGGGAUACUUGUUACUUGGCUCUUAUGCAUUUCAAAUUUUUAUGUGUCUGUUUAGAUUAUAAUUCACUAUAAAAAGAUGUUUUAAGAUGUUUUUCUCUUUCGUAGAACUUAAAAGAACGAAAAAGAACUAAGUUGAAUGCUUUUGAGGAUUGAUGACAUGAUGAUGAGAAAUUCAGAAAUGAAGAUUUAUGUGGUUGCUAUUUUGGGUUUAUUGAUAAUUUCUUCCACACGAAAUUGUUUCGGGUUUACUGAUCCUGGUGAUAUUUUAGCCAUAAAUAGCCUAUACGCCGCCCUCGGUUUCCCUCCUCUUCUGGGAUGGCUGCUCGCAGGAGGCGACCCAUGUUUAGAAGGUUGGCAAGGUGUUCAAUGCGUCAAUUCCAACAUAACAGGAAUAGUCCUUAACGAUGCUAAUUUGGGAGGUGAACUCGGUGAGAAUUUGGGAGCUUUUGCUUCAAUCAUACAAAUAGAUUUGAGCAAUAACCACAUUGGAGGCAAUAUUCCAUCAGAUUUGCCAAGUACCCUCAAAACCUUCUUUCUCUCUGGGAACCAACUUAAGGGAACCAUACCAGAGUCAUUGUCUACUUUAGGCCAAUUGACAGAUUUGUCUUUGAACAACAACCAUUUGAGUGGAGUCAUUCCAGAUUCCUUUCAACAACUUAUCGCAUUGAGUAAUUUGGACUUAUCUCGCAACAAUCUAAGUGGCCCUUUGCCUCCUUCAAUGGUGAACUUGUCAUCAAUUUCCACAUUGCAUUUAGAGGACAAUUAUCUCACUGGGGUACUCGAUGUAUUGCAAGAUCUUCCACUUAUUGAUUUGGAUAUCGAGAAUAACCUUUUCUCUGGGCCAAUCCCACCGAAAUUGUUGAGCAUUCCAAAUUUCAGAAACAAAGGAAACCCUUUUAAUACAACCACUAUUCCUUCGCCACCUCUCUCAUCUCCUUCACCAUCAUCGCCAUUCCCCCCUCAAACUCCGGAAACAAGCUCCGGAAUUGAAGCACUUGGACCUUCUUCUCCAAAGCUACCACAUGAUUCCGGUCAACAAAAGUCAAUAUUUAGCAAUAAAGUUGUUUGGGUUGCAAUUAGUGGAUUCUUGAUUAUUGUUUUACUUGCACUUGGAUUUUGCAUUCGUAUGUCAAAACGCCACAAAGAAAAGUCAAGUAUCAAAGUUAGUGAUCAUAUAAAGUCUUCCUCAAAUCCACCUCAUCUUAAAGAGAAUGAGGCUCAAAGGAAUGAUAAUGGAAGAAAUAACUUAUUGCCAAUAUCCAAUGUGAAAGAAAAGAAAAAGGAAACCAUUUCCAAGAAUCCAACACCUCAUCAACUUCUUUCAAGAGAAAGUGUCAUUGUAAAAUCAUUGGUGAUUCCAACAAACACAAAUGGGAACACUUCAAGAAACAUAAAUUCUCCCAAAUCUUUCUCAAUUGCUUCUCUUCAACAAUAUACAAAUAGCUUUUCUCAAGAAAAUCUUAUUGGUAGAGGCGUACUUGGCCCAGUUUACAAAGCCCAACUCCCUAAUGGAAAGGUAUUUGUAGUAAGAAAAUUGGAGAAUAUAUCUUUGAGGCAAUGGAGUGAUGAAGAUUUCAUGGGUAUGGUGUCGAAUGUCUCAAAACUUCAAAAUGAAAAUAUAGUUGGACUCGAAGGUUAUUGUGUAGAACAUGGACAAAGGCUUUUUGUCUAUGAAUAUUGUAAAAACGGGACGUUACAUGAAGCAUUGCAUCUUGAUGAUGAGAUUCAUGAAAAACUUUCAUGGAAUGCUCGUGUACAUUUGGCACUUCAAGCAGCAAAAGCAUUGGAGUAUUUGCAUGAGGUUUGUCAACCGAUUGUUGCACAUAAAAACUUCAAGUCAACAAAUAUUCUUCUUGAUGAAGAGCUUAAUGUACGUGUUUCGGAUUGUGGUUUGGCCCCACUACUACCAUCAGGCCACAUUAGUAAGCUGCAAGCUUCGGGAUACGGUGCCCCGGAAUUGGAAUCAGGAACUUAUACUUAUCAAAGUGAUGUUUAUAGCUUCGGAAUUGUGAUGUUGGAACUUCUCACGGGUCGAAAAGCUCAUGACAGGACAAAACCUCGUGGGGAGCAAUUUUUAGUAAGAUGGGCAGUUCCUCGUCUUCAUGAUAUCGAAGCCUUAUCAAGAAUGGUUGACCCAUCUCUUGAUGCCACGUAUACAUCCAAGUCUUUAUCUCGAUUUGCAGAUAUUAUUUCUCUUUGUGUUCAGGUUAGUAUCUAGAACGGGCUAUAGAAAAUAAUUUUUGUAGGCCGAACCAGAGUUUAGACCACCAAUGUCAGAAAUUGUACAAAAUCUCUUGCAAAUGACCAAGAUGAACCAUUGAAUUUUCGAAUUGAUGUUUCUUAAGGUUGUUGCCUUGUUGGUGUGCUAAAUUCUUCAUAGAAUUUAGCUAAUCUUGUCUUGAUUCGAUUUGUUAGUUAAAUUUGUUGGUUGUGUUUGUGUAAAAAAUAUAUGCUUUGGGUUUAUUAUGAUGAUGGUGGAUAUUUGAUUGUGGGGGGACUAGCGAAUGGCGAUGCACUGGUGGUGGUUGGUCAUAUGGUUGUAGUUCAUUCAUUGGAUGGGUGUAAGAUUUUUCUUUAAUGACUAAAUACCUUUCUUGAUUUAGUGUCUAUCUGAGAACUAAGAAGUUUUGUUGUGAAUCUGGUAUAAACUUAGAUUUGGUUGUGGAGUAUAUAGAAUUGGCACUUAAGAAGUUCUUAAGAAAAA
Messenger RNA from Lactuca sativa (garden lettuce), 2810 nucleotides. The record is from RefSeq and is a predicted model, not a curated record. Lineage: Eukaryota; Viridiplantae; Streptophyta; Magnoliopsida; Asterales; Asteraceae.